AUGAGGAUUUUACUUAUAGGAAAGACAGCGUAUGCGAUGGCAACAGCAUUCAGUAAAGAGAAGGCAGAGGAAAGAAAAGAUUCUGUAAACCUUGCAGAUAUGAAGAAUGAGAGUUUGUAUGGUCUAUAUGGCAAUGACAACUGUGUGGUUAUCCAAAAUUGUUAUGAUGAGUGCAUUCCAAACCCAUGCUGCUAUUCAGAGUAUAUGCCCGUCCCAUAUGUACCCAUAUUGUAUAGAAACAGAUAUAACAACAAACCUAACAAGAAACCUAAAAAAAACCUAAUAAGAAGCCCAACAAGAAGCCUAAUAAGAAACCUUCUGAAGAGGAGAAGGAGGCUGAGGAGGAAGAAAAACCUUCUGAAGAAGAGAAACAAUCUGAGGAUGAGAACCCCACUGAGGAGGAAAAACCUUCAGAGGAUGAGAAGCCAGGUGAAGGAGUAA
Messenger RNA from Nematocida ausubeli, 441 nucleotides. RefSeq lists its product as uncharacterized. The record is from RefSeq and is a predicted model, not a curated record. The coding region runs from base 1 to 441 and encodes 146 amino acids. Lineage: Eukaryota; Fungi; Microsporidia. The transcript has a single exon.